AGGCUGAGGUAGGAGAAUUGCUUGAACCUGGGAGAUGGAGGUUGCAGUGAGCCGAGAUCGCGCCACUGCACCCCAGCCUGGGCGACAGAGUGAGAAUAAAAGCACUGAAUGAGGCCUCCUUUGAGCUAGGGCUGGUGUGAACAAGGCUGUGAACACAACAGUGACAAGAACGACCCCAGGUCCUGCCUUACAGAGCUUAGUCCGGUGUGGGUAGACAGCCCCAUCCUCAGACAGUGACAGCCCCGACUGGUCAGGGCGAUGGGUCCCAGGCCGAGUCGCUGGGCUGUGUUGGGGAAGGGGGUGCUACUGCGCAGGCGCUGCGGGAGGCCACUGGGGCUCAAGCAACUCGGAUUCCCGCUCAUACGGCCGGCCGAAUCACGUGGCGACCACUGUCUAGCCCAACGUUCCGGUCCUUCACAUCCCCCUUCCCUCAUGAGACCCCCUAGCGGAUCCCUGCCCCGGAACCGGACCCCACAGACGCCCUCACUGCCCUUUCGCUUCCCAGUGGAGCUGGGUUCCGAGAGGGAUCUAGACACCCAGGUGGGCCGUCUGCACCACGUGGCUGUCGCGGGGGAGCCCAGGAUGGGGCCCGGCCAGGCUCCUGCUGAGAGCCUCCUGUGGAUGGGCCACACCGUGACCGAGCAGCAGCUGAAGGCCCCUGGAACCCAGACAGAUGUGCUGCUGGCUGACCUUCACCACUGCAGGCCUGCUGGUGAGCUCACAGCGGCUUCAGCUCCCAUGCCGUGCAGCUGGUGCGGCCAGGCUCGGCUAAAGUGGGCCACGUGGAGCACGGGCGCCUCCUGUAACAGCCCUGGCUGCGGCCCAGGUCCAGGUCCCUGUCCAGCAGCCGUUGGCUCACCAGGCCCGUUGGGCUCCACAGGCUGCAGAAGGGCUACCCCUGGGGAGGCCCAGGCCCAGGGCUUCCCCAGCCCCCUGAACUGUACCCAUGGCUGCCACUUGAGCUGAUCUGUGGUGACAUGCCCACCACCACCUCAGACCUCUACAGCUUCUGCAUCCUGGCCCAGGAGGUCUUCACUGGUCAAGAAAGUGUGCUGUGAAGUGGCUCACAGAGCCAAGACCACACCCAGGUGUGUGCCCCCUGUGAUGUCCCCAGGACCCAUCCCAUUCCAGGUAGGAGCCAGGACGGGGCUGUGGGGGACCAAGGGAGCUGUGGGACACCUGGGCAACCCAUGCCAGCUCUCUGCCAUCCCUCUCUGCAGGCCCCAGAGACACCUGAGGUCACAGGCCACAGCAGGGUGCAGCCUGGAGGUUGGGCAGCAGCUUGACUCUAGGCAGCAGCUCUGGGCCCAGCUCAGGCCCCAGCCCUGGGUCUGGCCACAGCCCCACAGCCAGGGUCAGCCUGCACUGCUGCCUGGAGCCCAGCCCAACAGUACAGAUACCCCCAGAGCCUUGCACGACUGUCCCAUUGCUAACCUGUGACUACCUCUGCCUGCCCUCCAGUAGUCACCAACCCCAAGUUCUCUGGCUGCCUCUCCUUUGACCAGGGAACUUUAGGGUCGCCCAACUGUCCCCUCAUUCACCUGUGACCCUUAACCAACCCUGCUUCCUCCAGGGCCCUUCCCUGCACUCCACCUCCAGCCUCCAGGACUCAGCCUCCCUGCUGGGGACCCAGAGCUCUAUGGAGCAGUUUGAGGAAGCUCUCAGCCAAGAUUCCAGCCCUGCAGGGGCUGCUGUGGCACACACACAGGGUUACUCUGCUGGAGCCCCAGCCCUAUGAGCCCAUCCCCAGCCUGCUGACC
Messenger RNA from Chlorocebus sabaeus (green monkey), 1760 nucleotides. NCBI's taxonomy places the organism in Eukaryota, Metazoa, Chordata, Mammalia, Primates, Cercopithecidae. The record is from RefSeq and is a predicted model, not a curated record.